Messenger RNA from Colossoma macropomum (tambaqui), 2719 nucleotides. RefSeq names its product ATP-dependent DNA/RNA helicase DHX36-like. Lineage: Eukaryota; Metazoa; Chordata; Actinopteri; Characiformes; Serrasalmidae. The record is from RefSeq and is a predicted model, not a curated record. Gene Ontology annotation, cellular component: nucleus; cytoplasm; intracellular anatomical structure. Gene Ontology annotation, molecular function: DNA helicase activity; G-quadruplex RNA binding.
AUCCUAAAGUUGGGUCCUAUUGCGUCAUUCCUGAGGAAGAGUCUGGACCCGCCGUCAGACAGAGCCAUCGAGCUGGCCAUCACUCAUCUCAUGGACCUGAAUGCGCUGGACCAUAAUGAGGAGCUGACUCCAUUGGGGUUCCAUCUGGCCCGCCUGCCUGUGGAGCCCCACAUCGGGAAGAUGAUUCUGUUCGGAGCUCUGCUCGCCUGCCUGGACCCUGUGCUCACCAUCGCAACCAGCCUGAGCUUCAAAGACCCCUUCUUCAUUCCACUGGGCAAGGAGAAGAUAGCAGACCAGCGGAGGAAAAUUCUGUCCAAAAACUCCAGGAGUGACCACCUCACAGUGGUCAACGCCUUCUCGGGCUGGGAGGAAGCUAAGAGACGUGGCUACAAGUGUGAGCGAGAAUACUGCUGGGACAACUUCCUGUCUGCCAACACGCUGCAGAUGCUGCAGAAUAUGAAAGGACAGUUUGCGGAGCACCUGUUGGCCGCUGGCUUUGUGAGCAGUAAGGACCCUAAAGAUCCCAGAGCCAACAUCAACUCUGACAAUGAGAAGCUUCUUAAGGCGGUCAUCGUGGCCGGCCUUUACCCCAAAGUGGCCAAGAUCCGCCCCAGCCUCCACAAGAAGAGACCCAUGCCAGCGAAGGUGUACACUAAAGCUGACGGGAAGGUUUGCAUCCAUCCUAAAUCUGUCAAUGCGGAGGAGACUCAGUUCCACUAUACCUGGCUCAUCUAUCACCUGAAGAUGAGGACCAGCAGUAUCUUCCUGUACGACUGCACGGAGGUGUCUCCCUUCUCUCUGCUCUUCUUCGGAGGAGACAUCUCCAUCCAGAAGGACAAGGACCAGGAGACCAUCGCUGUUGAUGAGUGGAUCGUCUUCCAGUCUCCAGCUCGCAUCGCUCAUCUGGUCAAAAAUCUGAAGAAGGAGCUGGACACGCUGCUGGAGGAGAAGAUCAAGCGGCCGUGCCCUGUGGACUGGAGUGACCGCAGCUCUAAAGACUGCGCUGUGAUUUCGGCCAUCGUUGACCUCAUCACGACACAGGAGAGCCCCGGGGCCGCUCCCUCGGGAGAGCCGUCGAGGAAGAUCCCCCAGCACUGGGACGACUGAACCCAUCAGAGACAUCAGAGCUUCACCAUCAUCAUCGGGACUGACAGACAGCCAGUGUAGCCGCAUUAAAGGUGCAACGAGUAGAAUUUAACAUUAAAAUCCGGUGAUGGCUGAAGGAACACUUUGCCAAGACAAGCGAAUAAUUCAUUAAUUUCUGUCCAGUUAGCAUGUUAACAGGUCCCCAGUAGCUUCUAUACAUUGUUAGCUGUUAGCAUUUUUGGCUGAAGUGCCCCGUUUAAAGGAGUAGUUGUCAGAAAUGCUAAUUAUGAAUAGCUGAUGCAAGUGACAUCGUAGUGCUAACGAGCAGUCAUUGGCUUCCUUUCACUGUUAGCCAUGUUAGCAUUUUUUGAGUUGAAAUGCUGUUCAGUUGGUGUGGAGGUGAAGAAAAGGCUGAAGUCAGUGAAGAUGGAGGAACCUAACGUCACGCCAUUCGCUCAGACUCGCGCACGUAUAGUGUUUAGACUAGCGGUCCAGUCAGAUCGUGCAUUUAUAUCUGUGUGAUCUUCACCGCAAAGUCCAUCUUCUCAGCGUUUAACUAAUCUACCCCCACACGUCUGAAAAAUCAUUCGUAUGCAUUCCACCCUUCUGUUACAUUUGCAAGCUGUAAAAUGUAAAAAUUCUACUUAUUGCACCUUUAAAGGAAAGAUUUGGCUAAAAAUCUCAUUUUAGUGCUGGAGCUGUGAGGCUAACAUUGCUCACAAACACUAGGAGUUAAUAGUCACCCAAACCUUUACUGUAAAUACAUCCUCAGCACUUCUCUAACUGGCUCAAACUGCAGCCAGGUCUUCUUUAAGGUGGCGCAGGCUUGUCGAUGUGGUUUAGGACACAAUGCGAUGGCCGAACACUGAGCAGACAAUGGUGUUACGCCAAAUUCUGCCUCCCCUGCAAAAUCCAGCUCCCCGUUGAGUGCAGACGUGUGACACAGGCAUAUGGUUGCCAGAUUAGAAGGCCGAUUUCUGUUGUUUCUAUAUCUUCAGUUAGAAACGGUUCCAGGUAUUUAUAAAUGAGGAACAGCAGAAAUCGCGGCGCGUCUAUAUGCCUGUGAGACGUUCGUGCAAGUGAGCAGUCGUACUUUGGCACACCUGUUGUCCAGAGUGACUGCCCUCAGCGUUCGGCUACAUGCUGAAGUUUUUUAGUAGUUUACAGUGUCCUAAACCACAUCGAGGUGAGCUGGACGUGGUUUCGGCGAGUUGAGACGUUUUGGGGGUAUUUCUACAGAAAAGGUUCGACUGACUGUUGAGUUCUAGUGUUAGAAAAGAAGUUAAACUAAUGAAGCCAAUUUUGGACACCAGAUGUGUCUCGGAUGAUCAGCUACAUAUGAGGUGAUACAAACUGUGUAAAUUUGAUUUUUUGGGUGAAUUAGUCCAUUGAGAUAUGAAUGGCGUGACUGCAGUGGGGGGGGUGAUACACUGCUGUGUUGAGUGGUCAGACUGACCGACUGAGGCUGCCCGUUCCAAGACUUUUUGAAAUUACUGAAAGUUUUUUUUUUUUCUAUUAUUACAGUGAUGGUCUGUUAUUUUGUGUUGCCUUUGCACUGUUUUGUUAAGUUUUAUUCCUCCUUCUGGACACAAAUCAGAUUAUUAAAGUUGCUUCAUUACAGCACCCUGUCUGA